This is a messenger RNA of Patella vulgata (common limpet), 2652 nucleotides long. RefSeq lists its product as uncharacterized. The coding region runs from base 1 to 1782 and encodes 593 amino acids. NCBI's taxonomy places the organism in Eukaryota, Metazoa, Mollusca, Gastropoda, Patellidae. The transcript is spliced from 10 exons. The record is from RefSeq and is a predicted model, not a curated record.
AUGGAGAGCUUAUUUGUGUUGGGAUAUCGUUUAAGUGAUGCUGGUAAUGAAAGAGUUAAGAUGUAUUUAGAAGGGUUUGCUAUAGAUGUCGCUGAUAUUUGUGCUUUAUCAACUGGUGUAACUGGUACUUACAGAUAUCUCCUUAAAAAUGAGUCUAUAAGCACAGCCAAUAUAUCAUGUCCAUCUGCCUUACAGUCGUAUUUUACGUAUUCUGCCGACUUUGGUUCGAAUGAUACAUGCAGUGGUAAUACAACUCAAUUUGAUGGUUGUACAUCUUCAACAGCAUUAUCGUAUAAUUAUAGUGUAAUCGACACAUCCAGUACCUCAACUAUUUACGCCACCCAGUAUCCACAACAGUGUCAAGAUAACCAAACUAGUACAUACGUCCAAGCAGCUGGUGCAGCAUUAAUAUUUACAUACAAUGAUAUGAUUUAUAGCAGUGGUCUGGAACCUGUCACGCCGUCUGGUGUAUAUCCUAGAACUAUGGAUGAUAGAGCCAAUAAAGAAGAACGGAUGUCAUGUGACAGUGCUCUUGGAAUGGAGGAAGAUUAUAUACCACCUCUUGCUGGUACACCUGAAGUUAGAACAAACCACGAAGUAAAAGCCUUUAGAAAGGUUCACGGUCGACAACAAUUUAAAAGCGAAGCAGCUUUGGUUAACGAUAGCAACCCAAUGAAUCUGGUGAAGAAGAUCAAGAAACUUGCCAAGAAGAAGAAGCGAAAGCCUUCUGAGAUAUACCAAUCACCGGAUCCAGUACCUCAAUCUGUACGCUCUGAUCCGAACUAUGUCAUGGGGAUUGGUAAUGGUGCUGAAGCGGACAGAGGACGAGAUGCCAAACGUCGAGACACUCAUCCAGACGUAAAUUCUUCAAGUCGAGUUCAACCCAUGCCCAACACCAACUUUGCAUACGAUGACCAGGUCGACAAGUCCGCCAUACAGUCUGGUAAGCGAUUUAAGCAAGAUGAAGACGUAUCCAAGUUAUUGGCGGGAACAGUGUUAAAUGACGUUGAUGCCUCAUCUCGUACAAAUCACCAACAAAGACGACGAAAACCAUCCAAGGGCGUCCACUAUUCCCCUCGAUCUCCCGGGGUCAUCAUGGAAGAUCUAGAAGACCAAGUAUCCAAGAAAUAUACAGAGGGUUAUUUGUCUCCUGUUGAACAAGAGCACCCGGACUCCAACGCCGCUAAUUCUGUUAAUAAUAAAGCAAAUGCUUAUAUCUAUACUGAAGAUGACAAGAAUGGAACCAGAGAUAGGGUUUCCGUAACACCUGGAAUGAAAAUUCGACGAUAUGAAAACAGUGGUGAUGGAAUGGAUCCUAAUGAAUCCUCGACAUUAUCGGCCAGGAAUCAGUCCAACUAUAUUCAACGUCUGAACAGGAAAACACCCAAGAGAAUGAGUUCAAACCGACUUACUAAGAGUGCUGGGUCUCCAUCUUUACCGGAACUACAGCGUCGUGGUAUGACUGAUGACAAGUACAGGAAAUUACUCGAAGAAUUAUAUCCCGACAAGAAAUAUUUCGAUUAUACCAAAGAUUCUGCGGGUCCAUCUGAAGAAUAUCUUUCCAACAAAACCAAUGAAGGUUUGGAAUAUUUACACGGAUGUGCUGAAUAUUGGGAGAAUCACGAAUCUCCCCAGAGACCACAAUCAACACCGUCUAAAUCAAAAGGAUCAAAAUCUGCAAGAGGACAGACAACAACUAGAAUUAGUUCCGGCUUGUCGCGAAAUCACAGUAUUCAUACACUGGAAGUGACAUCCGAGGGAUUUCCUCCCAAUGUAUCCUAAAUAAAUACUACUUAUUUUGUAUUCUCUGAAGACAUUUUAAAUCACAAGAUAUAGUGUGGACGAGACAUUAGCCCCAUUCUUUUGGGGGAAAACUGUGCGUUGAAUUUGUUUUUUAUUUCUUAUAUAAGGACAGAUUAAUUUUGAAUACAAACAUUUCAGUCACAAAAUAUAUUAAAUACCUUAAAUUGGGGUAUACCGUUCAUGCACUUUUGGAUAUUAUCAAUUAUUUCACGUCUUUACCAACGCUAAAAUGUACUCAAAAUGUUUAUUUAAUUCACCACAUCGAUACAGAAUUGUUCAAAGAACAAACAUGCUAAUUUUCAUGUCUAUCGGACUUGAAGUGACGACGCUAUCGAAGAGCGUCACCACAAGAACAAGAAGAACAAGAUGAGUAGCUGUUAGCAACCAGUUCCUGGUCCAAAAAGUACAUCAAUGGUAGAUACUGUUGUUGUUUGGAUCCAAUUGGAUUAAAAACAUGAGACUCAUCAAUACAGAAUCAACACUUACUUAUAUAUAACACUGAUUUGUUUAUAGCGUUUCAAUUAGACCAUUUAUGGAAUGGUAUUCGUCUAGAGAUUCAAUUUUCACAAUAUUAUAGUUUACAACGGAUUUAAAAUCACUCAAAUGAUGACCAGCGGCCCUGGAUUAUGUUUUCCCAUUUUUGGCAAGUGUAUUUAUUCCUUAAAACAAGAUGCGUUAUAGAAAAAAUGGUGUAACAGGUUUACGAUUUGUUUAAAUUACUCGGUUUCUGAUCAAAUAUAAUAAAAUGAUAAGUCAAACCUACCUGUUAAACCAUAUUAAUUAUGAUAUUCAAACUAUAAUGACCUGCUAAAGGAUUAACCUACGAGAUUAUCUAUGAUACAUGUAACA